AUGGCUUCUUCUUCAAUUAAUAUUAUUAACAACAUUUCAAAUUCAUUAGAACCAGUUCCAAUGCCUGCUCAAAAAAGUAUGGAUAUGAUUGGUUCUCCUGUAUCCUCCAAUACUAAUGCACUGUCUUCCAAUGAUUCAUUUGAUGAUUUUGAGACUGUUAAAAAUAAGAAGAAACUUAAACGUAAACAUAAAAUGAUGACUUCGUCUCGUCUUCAAUCUAAUUUUGUUCCAACAUCUGUUUUACCAGUACCUAUUACUUCUUCUUCAAAUAUUACUGCUGCUGCUACUACUAAUGCUAAUUGUUUGAUAUCUAAUGGUGAUCAACAUAAUGAUGCUGCUAAACGUUUAUCUCUUCCUCAACAAAUAUCUAUUACAACUGAAUCAACUAGAUAUGCACAAACACGUUAUCCCUUUCCACCUUUCAUAAUUAAAUUUAUUGCUGGUAAUGUUUUACCUAAACAAGUUAAAGAAGAAUUAUUGAUUCAUUGUAAAAAUGUAUUUCAAACUGAAAUUAACAUUUUAAAUUGUCGUUUAUCAAACAUUAGCUCAAACAAUGAUUAUGAUAUUCUUCUUUUUGUAAAGGAUUCUUAUUCUUAUUCAUUCUUAUUGGAUCAGAAACAUUGGCCUAAUGUUUUUAAUAAUGUGAAUUAUGCUUUUCCGUCUGACCAGGUGAUUCCUCCUCAACUAUCAUUGAUAGUUAAGAAUGUUGAUCUUCAUUUGGACUUUGAUGAUUUCUGUUCGGAAAUUAAAUUACGUUAUCCAUCUGUUAAAAAUGUGAUUAGAAUGAAAAAUAAAUUUCAAAGUUAUAUUAAAUUAGUUAAACUUGAACUCACUUCAUCUAGUUUACGAGAAGAAUUAUUAAAUGGAAAAAAAAUUAUUAUUGGAUACAUUGCUUAUGAUAUCGCUGAGUACUUAGCACCAGCAACAGUUCUCAUAUGUUCAAAAUGUAUGGGACUGGGGCAUUUCAAGAAACAAUGUUCUCAAAUUAAAAAUACAUGUCGUACAUGUGGUGAUUUAGUUGAUGAUUUAAAAUUACAUAUUUGCUCAAAAAUUGAAAAAUGUAUUCAUUGUGGUCUCGAUCACAAAUCUAAUUCUCUUAAAUGUCAUAUGGUGAAAUCUUAUAGAUCUGAAUUAACUCGUAAACUUUUAUCUUCUAAUAAUCAUUCUUCACAUGUUUCACAAAAUGGAAUGAUUGAUUUAAAUAAAAAUGUCAAUAUUGUUUAUAAUAAUUCACAUUUUCCUGGUUUACCAGUAGCUCAAAACUCCUCAUCUAAUCACAUGUUAAAUAAACUUGAUAAUUUACUUGCUCAAAUUGCUGAAGUUAAUGUUCAUUUAUCUAAUCUUAAAGUUAAAAAUGAUAAAAUUGAACAAAUUACUCUGGCAAAAAAUGAUAGUGAUAUUCUUAUCAAAGAAAAUUUAAAUUUAUUGUCAAAACAAUCGAUGGAGUUAAAAAAAGAGGUGAUUGUGAAUAAUCUCAAGGUGAAACGCCAUGAAAACAUGUUUACCAAAUUAAUUAUUCCUAUGUUUGAAGAUUUUUUUAGCUUUAUUACAAUACAAAAUUGUGAUAGCAAUGGAAGAACACUUGAUGCUGAUCUUAAACUCAAGCUUGAACGUUAUCUUAUCCAAAUGAAAAAAGCCAAAGAAGGUAAACCUUUUACCAACUAA
This is a messenger RNA of Rotaria sp. Silwood2, 1665 nucleotides long. NCBI's taxonomy places the organism in Eukaryota, Metazoa, Rotifera, Eurotatoria, Philodinida, Philodinidae. The record is from the annotation of a GenBank genome assembly.